AGAACGGAACGACGGAGCGCUUCCCUGUUCCUCCGAGUCGCCGUCGUUCCCCGUCAUCUUCUGGCGAGAAAUAAAAAGAAGAGAGAGAGGACAGUCUCAGCUCUCCACUGCUUAUCUUUGCCCCGUCACUCUUCCCUGUCUUUCUGUUCCUUCUUUCCUCAGUUCGUAGCUGUGCACUCGGAUCGCGUGGUGAUCGCGCGCUUUCCUUUCCCUGUCGUCGUUGGACGUCUUUUUCUCUCCGCUGGUUGUUAUCUUGGCUCGUCGUGGUGAAACGACGAUCGCGGUUGUAGGUUGUGGGAGGGAUGGCCGCUGUGACGGAGGGGCCGUCCAUCGACGAAUUCGUCCGCGAGGAGAACUCGUCCGCAGGGCCCGAGGUGGCGGUGAUCUUCGCGGGCGUGUCCUUGGUUCUUGGGAUCGCCUCCAGGCAUCUCCUUCGCGGGACGAGAGUUCCUUACACUGUCGCGCUUCUCAUCCUUGGCAUAGCGCUAGGAGCCGUAGCACAUGGUACGAAUCAAAAGUUGGGCCUUCUGGGAGAAGGCAUUCGACUCUGGUCAGAAAUCAAUCCCGGUCUUCUUCUCGCUGUUUUCCUUCCUGCCUUGCUAUUUGAGAGUUCGUUCUCCAUGGAAAUUCACCAGAUAAAGAGGUGCCUGGUUCAAAUGUUGCUCCUUGCUGGCCCUGGUGUGCUAAUAUCAACAUUUUGUCUUGGAACUGCCAUGAAGCUCACCUUUCCUUACAACUGGAGCUGGAAAACUUCAUUGUUGUUGGGAGGUCUUCUUAGUGCCACGGACCCUGUAGCUGUUGUUGCUCUGUUAAAGGAGCUAGGAGCAAGCAAAAAGUUGAGUACAAUAAUUGAAGGGGAGUCACUAAUGAAUGACGGGACAGCAAUUGUGGUGUAUCAACUUUUUUAUGAAAUGGUGCUUGGCGAGACUUUUGAUGCGGCUGAUGUGGUUAAGUUUCUAUCAAAAGUUUCUCUUGGCGCUGUAGCUGUUGGUCUUGCUUUCGGGAUAGCAUCUGUUUUGUGGCUGGGGUUUAUUUUCAAUGACACCGUCAUAGAAAUCACUUUGACACUGGCAGUUAGCUACAUUGCUUACUUCACUGCUGACAAGGCAGCUGAUGUUUCUGGUGUCUUAACGUCAUGUUAUGCCUUUCCCAGGUUUUAUUCUGCAGUUGCUAGAACAGCUUUUAAGGGUGACAGUCAGCAGAGCUUGCAUCAUUUCUGGGAAAUGGUUGCUUAUAUUGCAAAUACACUAAUCUUUAUAUUAAGUGGGGUUGUUAUAGCUGAAAGCGUUCUUGGGAGCAGCAUCAGUGAGAAGUACCAAGGAGUUAAAUGGGGCUAUCUCUUUGUUCUUUAUGUAUUCAUUCAAGUGUCCCGAUUCAUUGUUGUGGGAACACUCUUUCCCUUGCUACGAUAUUUUGGCUAUGGUUUGGACUGGAAGGAAGCAGCAAUUCUUAUUUGGUCUGGCUUGCGUGGAGCUGUUGCAUUAUCAUUAUCAUUGUCAGUUAAACGUGCUAGCACCAAAAUAACUACAGCGUAUCUAAAUGCAGAGACAGGAUCCCUGUUUGUUUUCUUCACUGGUGGGAUUGUAUUUUUGACUCUUAUUGUGAAUGGUUCUACCACACAAUUUGUACUUCACCUCCUUGGAAUGGAUAAAGCGUCACCUGAGAAGAUACGCAUACUAGACUAUACAAGAUUUGAGCUGAUGAACAAGGCCUUGGAAGCCUUUGGGGAACUUGGAGACGAUGAAGAGUUAGGGCCUGCAGAGUGGUCUACAGUGAAGAGAUAUAUAACGUGCUUGGAUGAGAAUGAUGCAGAGAAAAUACAUCCUCAUAUCAUAUCUGAGAGCCAGCGCCAUUUACAUAACUUGAAUUUGAAAGAUAUUCGAGUACGCCUUUUAAAUGGUGUUCAAGCUGCUUAUUGGGGAAUGCUGGAAGAGGGACGGAUAAACCAAACUUCUGCUAUUCUAUUAAUGCAAUCAGUUGAUGAGGCGCUGGAUGUUGUAUCUCAUGAACCUUUAUGUGAUUGGAAGGGUUUAAAGGCCAAUGUACAUUUCCCAAGCUACUAUAAAUAUCUCCAGUUUAGCCGUUUGCCUCAAAAGCUGGUGACAUAUUUUACAGUGGAGCGGCUGGAGUCUGCCUGUUAUAUAUGUGCAGCAUUUCUCCGUGCUCACAGAAUUGCAAGGAGGCAAUUGCAUGAUUUUAUUGGGGAAAGUGAGAUUGCUGCUAUAGUCAUUCAGGAAAGUGAAGCUGAAGGUGAAGAAGCACAAAAGUUCUUGGAAGAUGUCCGGCUUUCAUUCCCGCAGGUGUUGCGUGUUGUGAAGACACGUCAAGUGACAUAUGCUGUACUAGUUCAUCUCAGUGAGUAUAUACAGAACCUUGAGAAGGUUGGAUUGCUUGAAGCAAAAGAGAUGAACCAACUUCAUGAUGCAGUACAGACUGACCUGAAAAAGCUUUUAAGAAAUCCUCCCCUGGUAAAGAUGCCUAAAUUGGGUGAUAUAUUAAGCAUGCAGCCCCUUCUUGGAGCACUCCCAACCAUCAUCCGUGAACCUAUUGAAGGCUCUGCAAAGGAAAUGAUGAAAUUACGUGGAGUUUACUUAUAUCGAGAAGGUUCAAAACCAAAUGGAGUAUGGCUUAUUUCAAAUGGAGUGGUGAAAUGGACCAGUAAGAGUCUGAGAAAUAGACAUUCUAUGCAUCCAACAUUUUCACAUGGAAGCACUUUGGGACUUUAUGAAGCUCUAGUUGGGAAACCAUACCUGUGUGACAUAGUUACUGAUUCUGUGGUACACUGUUUCUUCAUUGAAACAGAGAAGAUAUUGUCAGUACUUAGAUCGAAUCCAUCAUUAGAAGAAUUUUUCUGGCAGGAAAGUGCAAUUGUGUUGGCUAAACUCUUGCUACCUCAAACAUUUGAGGAAAUUUCUCUGCAAGAAUUAAGAUCUCUUGUGGCUGAAAGGUCAACUGUGAACAUUUUCCUGAGGGGCGAAGUUAUAGACUUGUCUCCAAAUGUAGUAGGAUUUGUAUUGGAAGGUUUUAUCAACCAGGAUGACAAGGCGGAUUUGAUUAGAGCUCCAGCAGUACUUCUUCCUUUUCAUGAAGAAAAGCUACUUUUCAGUUUUGGUGGUCAAGCAACAAGCUUUUGUUAUCAUGCGUCAUCCUAUCAGGCUGAAACAAGAUCAAGAAUUAUCUUCUUUGAUAUUGGUUCUACUCAUACAGACGGUAUACUGCAAAGGUCAUCAGCUUCGUGGAUUUCACAUUCCUUUGAACUGCCAGGACACCAGACUCGAGAACAUGGAGGCCUUGUAAGUUGGCCCGAGCAUGCCUUCUUGUCCCGAAAGCACUUAGAGCUCCCACCUGAAGCUGCUUUUCAAUCAAAGAAGUACUCUGAAAGAGCAAUGCAAGUUGGCAUCUUUGGUAGCAUGGUGAAUUUGCGAGCUAGACGAAACAGAAGUUUUCCAUGGAGUUAUCGUUCUAAAUCAUUUCACAGUAUGUCAUUUCCAAGAAUGCCUUCAAAGUUUAAGAGACAGGCAUCUGCUCGUCCACUUAAAUCUGUUCGUUCAGAAGGUGAAACAGUGAUGGGGAGUCAGAGACUUGACCGCUCCACCAAGGUUGAUCCUGCUCCUGCAUUGGUAAGUGAUAGCAGGAAAGGGAAACGCACGGCAGAUGAGUCAAGCGAGGAAUCUGGAGAUGAUGAGGUUAUAGUGAGAAUUGACUCUCCAAGCCGGCUUAUCUUCCAUCAACGUCCUGGUAAAACAUCACAUCCAAAUCCUUAGAAGAGUUAUAUUGUUCAUUCAUAUACAUCAUCGGUCUAUGUUACAAUGUAGUAUCUUGUAUCAUAUGCUAUCUGUAAGCAACUUUUGUGGUAGAAUUCAUAUUUUAUGUGGCUUCUGGCAUUUGCCUUUGUGGAAGUCAUUUUGGGCCUUCUCUAAUAAAAUCAAGUGCAGCUUUUGUGAUUGAA
Molecule: messenger RNA, 3949 nt
Organism: Nymphaea colorata (pocket water lily)
Lineage: Eukaryota; Viridiplantae; Streptophyta; Magnoliopsida; Nymphaeales; Nymphaeaceae
Product: sodium/hydrogen exchanger 8
Exons: 23
Coding region: 303-3764 (1153 amino acids)
Biological process (GO): proton transmembrane transport
Cellular component (GO): chloroplast envelope; membrane
Molecular function (GO): sodium:proton antiporter activity
Source: RefSeq, a predicted model, not a curated record